UUACGUUUGGAGUAGGCGGGGCCUGUCUGUUGUAGCGUAGCCCAAAAAGGCAAGAACGCCUAGCACGGGAGCUAACUGUGUAUUUUUCUACUCCAGCUCGUUUAGAGGAUUAAGUUAUGAACAACGGGGGCUUCGCAACCGGUCGGGGGAAGCGGCCCGCGGUUCCCGAUAAAGUCGACAUGUCCUUGGAUGACAUUAUUCGGUUGAACAAAAGAGAGCAACAGUAUAAAAGGAGACAGGCCAAUGUGAACCGCCGACCAGUCAAGAAGAAAGGCCGUUUUAACCAAGGGAAAGGAGUUUCACCGAGGACUGCAGGACCUGCUCAAAGAGUAUAUUCAGUUUUCUCACCAGGAGGUGGCGCACCACGAGGAGGAGCACCUUCCUUGAGAAACAGAAGAGUCCCUCCGCUGCAGGGUCGAAGACGGGGUCAGGGGGUCAUCACAGGCCUGGCGUCCAGGAGGCCAGCUGUCCUGAUCAAACGGACCGGCACACUCAACAGAGCAACAGGCGGUCAGAAGCCAAGGCAGAAAACAAGGCCGUUCAUCCAGCACACAGAAGCUCAGUAUGUGAAACCAGAGGCACAGAGGUGGCAGUACAGACAGCCUGAUCCACAGAGGGGCCAGAAUGCAGCACCAGCCAGGAGACCUUUCCAGCUGCGUCGACGACCGCUGCCACCUGUCCAGCACAUGCAGAGGGAAGCACGUCAAGCCACAUUUCUUUUUCGCAGGGGACUCAAGGUACAGGCCCAGGUGCAGAAGCCAAAUCCCCCCACCCCUCCAGCCAGCGCACAUCAUUUGUCCACCAGGUGGCACACAUCGACAGCCAACAGCAGAAUCCUGACAGUUUCAAUUGACAACCCCGCAGCCAGGACUCAGCCUGAGCCUCCCACUGCGUGGACUCUGCACCCUCCUCCUGCUAGCCCUGCUCCUGUCAAGGUGGAAACGGUGGAGAAGAAGAUACCAAAGGGAGUACCGCUGCAGUUUGACAUCAACAGUGUUGGGAGACCGCAAACAUCAAUGACCUUAAACGAGCGAUUCCGCAUCCUAAAAGACCAGCGCGCCGCCACAGCCAAAAACACUAAAGGUAGCAGAUUUGUCACUGUGGGUUAGCCUGCAAGAAGGCAGAGAGAGAGAGAGACGGGUAAUACUCGGAGGCUCCUGUUCUGCUCACACCCACACAGUCAACCCCACCUUUGUGAUGGCUGGGCCAGUGCUGACCUGCUGACUGACUUUUACAUAACGAGAGGAGGGAAAGCCAGAAGAGGACAGAUGAGCACAACAUGCUUAAGAGUGAGAACUUGCGAGCGCCGAUGGAAAAUAAAUUCCCACUCGUUGUCCGUAUCGUUGUACUCAGCUGUUUGUACCGUGGAUGUUCUACACUGGGAGAGACAUUUGAACUGAUGACACUACAUGAAGACUGAGAGGGUCCGUGUGUAUUUGCUAGGAUGGCACGUUUUGACCUGUGUUUUGUAACUUUUCCUUUAAAUAAAAGAGUUUCUCUUCAAA
This is a messenger RNA of Mugil cephalus (flathead mullet), 1505 nucleotides long. Its product is annotated as UAP56-interacting factor-like. The record is from RefSeq and is a predicted model, not a curated record. The coding region runs from base 117 to 1109 and encodes 330 amino acids. Gene Ontology annotation, biological process: mRNA export from nucleus. Gene Ontology annotation, molecular function: mRNA binding. The transcript is spliced from 9 exons. NCBI's taxonomy places the organism in Eukaryota, Metazoa, Chordata, Actinopteri, Mugiliformes, Mugilidae.